Messenger RNA from Cooperia oncophora, 513 nucleotides. NCBI's taxonomy places the organism in Eukaryota, Metazoa, Nematoda, Chromadorea, Rhabditida, Trichostrongylidae. The record is from the annotation of a GenBank genome assembly.
CUGCUUUAUAAAUUCCAAUUUUCAGCUGGAAAUCCUUAUGGAGCAUCGCGCGGGCAGUCUACGCGAACAAUUACGGCAUCUGCUCGAAGUGGUGACGUACGAGAGUCCCUCUACAAGCACGAAGAGGUUCCACCGCAAAGGAAUGCUGGUUACUCUCCGAGGGCUUUAGACGGUGGAAGCUACUAUGACGCUCGAGGGGGCUAUGCAACUCGAGGUGGAUACGCUGGUCGUUCACGUGGUGGUCUCCCUCAGUCGCCUCGUGGCGGUUACGCUGAAGCGUACCCACCCCGUGGAUUUACAGGACCGAAACGCUACUCGGAGCAGAGAGGCGAGCUGUUGCCAACAGCCACUCCAAUAACCGUUCCUCCUCCUCUUCCGCCACCUCAGCACAACUUCAGCAUACCUCGCCAACCAACUGAUGUGGUGUAUUUCGAUCCUACUCAGCAGCAAAAUAGACAGCCGUUGCCACCGCGUGAAAAGAAGAUUAUAGAAAUUGUGCCACCAUCGAACUGA